ACAAAUGACAGGAUAAACGGUCAGCAAAUUUACAUUUUUUUAUCUUUCUUUUUUUAAAUAUUAUCAUUCUUCUUUUUUUCUUUUCUUAGGCCUUUGAACUUAUUACACUCCUUUUAAAUAAAACACAGUAAAAAAAAUUCAUUUUCUAAGCAUACACAGUUCAAAUAGCCAGUAAAAUCGACAACUUAAAAGUACGACGACAUGACCCUAACAUUAAAUGAAUCGGACAUUGUUCAACCUGAUUCAGACAUUAACACAUCAUCUCAAGUCGAAUUCGAAAAGCUCAGCAUAAAGUCAACCGACACCCCUGAGAAUGUUUCGAGCACUGUCACGCCUCAAAAGCCAUUAAUAUACACAAACUCUAAUAUUGUUUUAAAGCCUGACGACGUCGUGUCACCAGGAUCUGUAAAUUCCUCGGUCAGUGGCUCUCCAACAAUAAGCACAAACUCUCCACGCCUCAUUGUGCAACCUCAACAACGUUCACCUUCUUUUCAAAAUGCUAGGCCACUUCAAUAUUCACCCUCCUUUCAAAAUCAUAGACCUCUUCAGUAUUCGCCUUCCUUCCAACGUCCUCCUCCUUUUCAAAAUGGAAUGCCUCAUCAAAGACCUUAUCCGUACAAUCCUGGUCUAAGUAGACAACCCACUGCUUAUUAUGCUGAUCAUAGGCCUCCUCCUCCUUCUCAACAGUUUCAGUAUAGACAGGGUGCUCCGUUACCGCCACAACCCAUGAUGUCAGGCCCAUCAUUAUCUCCACCUCAACAGCAACAAAAUAAUAUGCGUCCACCCCCUCCACCAACUCAUAAUUACUAUCCAAAUAAUAAUAAUGCUUAUAAUCCUCAAAUGAGACCCAUCAUACCUCCAACAUUCAAUAACAAUUCUUCAGCUACCAUCGUACAAUCCCAAGAUGGAUCUUAUCUAGCUGAUAGCUCAGUUGCUGUAGCAAAUUCUGCUGGUAAAAAACCCAAGGGGAGUCAUUUCCCGCCUGCCAACAAGGAGACACUAGCCAUGUACCGUAAAGAAGCGGAAGGAAAUAAUCCUCAUGCCUCUCUAGAAUUAGCAAAGUUUUUGGUCGAAGCAGCAAAUCAAUUACGCCCUGAUGAACAAGAUCCAAAACGUACAAAGAGAGCACGUGAAGCCAUGUUGAUGGAAGCACAAAAAAUCUGCAAAAAACUGGCUGCGCAUUCUGGAAUGGGUAAACAGGGUUAUGCAGAUGCUCAAUUUUAUUUGGCCAAUUGUUACGGUACAGGUGCUAUGGGACUUCAGACAGAUCCCGAUAAGGCCUUUGCUCUCUAUAUUCAAGGAUCCAAACAAAGUCAUCCUGAUUGUACAUUUAGGGCCGCUGUUUGUUACGAAGUGGGAGCGGGCACCAAAAGAGACAAGAACCACGCAAUCCAGUUUUAUAGAAAGGCUGCUAAUUUGGGAAAUAGUGUAGCCAUGUACAAAUUAGGCAUGAUUUUAUUAAAAGGGUUCCUUGGUCAACCUAAAAAUCCCCGUGAAGGUAUCUCUUGGUUAAAACGUGCCUCUCAACAGGCUGAUGAAGAUCAUCCGCAUGCUUUACAUGAAUUAGGUUUGGCCUUUGAAAAAGAAGGUGUCCCUUCUGUCAUUCCCGAUCUCAACUAUGCCCGUGAGUUGUUUACUCAGGCUGCUCAAUACGGAUACGCCCCAUCUCAGUUUAAACUAGGUCUGGCAUAUGAAAAUGGCUUUUUAAAUUGUCCUGUAGAUCCUAGACGCUCAAUUGCAUGGUAUUCAAAAGCUGCUGAGCAAGGAGAUCUGGAAGCUGAGUUUGCUCUUUCUGGCUGGUAUCUGACUGGUGCAGAAGGUGUGUUGCCUCAAAGUGAUGCCGAAGCUUACUUAUGGGCUCGCAAGGCUGCUGAUAAAGGCAAUGCAAAAGCUGAGUAUGCUGUAGGUUAUUACACAGAAACGGGUACAGGCGUAAGACCAAAUUUAGAAGAAGCUAAGCGUUGGUAUAUGCGUGCUGCUGCACAGAAUUACCGAAGAGCAAUGCAACGUUUGACAGAACUUAAAUAUAGUGGGGCACGACAACAACAAAGACGAAAACACACGCGUGAUGACAAUAACACAUCUUCUAAUAAUUCCAAGGAUUCGGAAUGUACCAUUAUGUAAAUUCAUAUUUAGACCCUUUUCUCCCAUAUACUUUCGCUUUUUUUUUUAAAAAAUAUAUAUACAAUUAAAUAAUAAAUAAUCAUCA
This is a messenger RNA of Mucor mucedo, 2209 nucleotides long. RefSeq lists its product as uncharacterized. Gene Ontology annotation, molecular function: protein binding. Bases 202 to 2124 code for a protein of 640 amino acids. The record is from RefSeq and is a predicted model, not a curated record. The transcript has a single exon. NCBI's taxonomy places the organism in Eukaryota, Fungi, Mucoromycota, Mucoromycetes, Mucorales, Mucoraceae.